CGGUUGGCCAAUAAGAGCCAGGGGGCGGGGCGUGGUGCCGGCCGGUACCGGAGGUCGGGCGCGGAGCGGCGGCAGGCCGGGGGUUCGCGGGUUCGAGACCCGGCGGGGGCGGGAGGCUCCCCGUCCUUGCAGGCACCAUGUCGUCCGGUCAGGAAUCUGUGUUCACCGAGUACGAGAGGGAAAGCAGCCAGACGUCGAAGCUGCUGCGGAAAUUUAAAGAGACGCCUUUUGUGCCCAUCGGGAUGGCUGGCUUCGCCGCGGUGGUGGGCUAUGGGCUGUACAGACUGAAGCACCGAGGGAACAUGAAAAUGUCGCUUCACCUGAUUCACAUGCGUGUGGCAGCCCAGGGCUUCGUCGUGGGAGCAUUAACGUGUGGUGUGCUGUAUUCAAUGCUACGGGAGCACGUGAUGAAGCCCAAGGAAUAAUGGAAGAACCUAAACCUCUGUCCUGGUGGUGGCCUGUGUACUGCAGCUAUCAACUUAAUAUUGAGGGGUUCUUGAGGGGGAAAAAAAUAUGUGGCUUGAGAGAAUUGCCCUUUAUUUUGUGUAUGGUACGCUGUCCUGAGGCUGGCAGUCUAAAUGAUUGCAUAGUAGGUAAAAUGGGUAUCAGGGUCUGGUUCUUUUUGAUUUACACUACUCUAUUCCAGUUUUUAGGGGAUAUAGUAGAGUACAAUCACUUUAUCCUCCCCUUGAGCAUUAGCUCAGUCCUGCAGUUGGUGACUUCUCUUGCUGCUGUUGCCCAAAGUGACAAAGUUUGAACUAGCUUCUGUCAGGCAGAGGCCACCUCUGUAAGAUAGCAUUGUGAAUGCUGUGAAUGUUCUGCUGUCACUUCCUAUCCUGUAUAUUUGUCAGCCUCCAGCUGUGUAAUUUAGAAGCUUCCAGUAACACUGACUUCUAAAAUACCAAGAUAUCUAUAGACAUCUAUUUUAUUUUUUUAUUUAAGGCAUAAGAUAAAUAUGUGGUGUGUUUCAGCUAUUUAAAUGUUAUAUUUAUUAAUUGUUAAUGAAGACACCAGCUCCCUAUUUUUACUCUAGGUUUUCAGAUGCUUAGAUUACUGUAUUUUUUAACUUUAUUUACAGUGUUCUUCUGGGUAACAUUUAAAUGUAACAUUUAAAAUGCACUUUGAUUUGGUGUUCUAAUGCUUUUAAAAUGUAUGAUCGAACUUCUGCAGUACCAUUCCCCACAGAAGGUUUAAAAUGUUUGAAUCUGGAAAGCUCCCUCAUCCUUCGUGAGGUGUAAAACCUUUCUCUGCAAAGCGCCAGUGUUAUUUUACGCAGGAACCCCUUGAAUCUCUCAACAGCAGUCACAAAGAUGUGUUGAUGAAGCAAAAUUUGU
This is a messenger RNA of Oxyura jamaicensis (ruddy duck), 1334 nucleotides long. RefSeq names its product HIG1 hypoxia inducible domain family member 1A (gene HIGD1A). NCBI's taxonomy places the organism in Eukaryota, Metazoa, Chordata, Aves, Anseriformes, Anatidae. Bases 138 to 425 code for a protein of 95 amino acids. Gene Ontology annotation, biological process: negative regulation of apoptotic process; mitochondrial respirasome assembly. The transcript has 4 exons. Gene Ontology annotation, cellular component: mitochondrion. The record is from RefSeq and is a predicted model, not a curated record.